This is a messenger RNA of Mucor mucedo, 2609 nucleotides long. Its product is annotated as adaptin N terminal region-domain-containing protein. The transcript has 12 exons. Gene Ontology annotation, cellular component: membrane coat. The coding region runs from base 45 to 2282 and encodes 745 amino acids. Lineage: Eukaryota; Fungi; Mucoromycota; Mucoromycetes; Mucorales; Mucoraceae. Gene Ontology annotation, biological process: intracellular protein transport; vesicle-mediated transport. Gene Ontology annotation, molecular function: clathrin binding. The record is from RefSeq and is a predicted model, not a curated record.
GCAACAUAUACUUUUACUUCCUUUCUUCAACGAGAUAAUCUGAAAUGUCGCUAAGCAGACCAAAGUUUUUUACCACCAAUAAAAGAGGCGAAAACUAUGAACUUAAAUCUGAAUUGAACAGCGAGUACCGUCAUCAUCGAAAAGAUGCUGUUAAAAAAGUUAUUGCAAAUAUGACGGUUGGAAAGGAUGUCAGUGGGCUCUUUCCAGAUGUUCUCAAAAACAUGCAAACAGAAGAUCUAGAAUUGAAAAAAUUGGUUUACCUUUAUCUUAUGAAUUAUGCAAAGACGCAACCCGAGUUAGUUAUUUUGGCUGUUAAUACAUUUGUCAAGGAUUCUGAUGACCCAAACCCAUUGAUCAGAGCUCUUGCUAUCCGCACCAUGGGCUGUUUGAGAGUAGACAAAAUUAUCGAUUAUCUUACCGAGCCUCUUCGUAAAUGUCUUAAGGAUGAAAACCCUUACGUUAGAAAAACAGCGGCUGUUUGCGUUGCAAAGUUAUAUGAUCUUAACCCAGAAUUAGCCAUGGAACAAGAUUUUGUCAAUUCUGUGUUGGAAAUGGUAUCUGAUGUCAAUCCUAUGGUUGUCGCAAAUGCAGUUAUUGCCUUAACUGAUAUCAACGAAGCCUCUGACAAGUGUAUCUUCGAAAUCGAUACUAAUACCUCAAACAAGUUAUUACAUGCCCUUAAUGAAUGUACCGAAUGGGGACAGAUCGCUAUUUUGACAGCUAUAGGUGAUUAUAAAGUAUCAGGAUCUAAGGAAGCCGAAAGUAUUUGUGAUAGAGUUAUGCCCAGACUACAACAUGCUAAUGGAGCUGUUGUAUUAUCUGCCAUCAAGGUUUUAAUGAUUAAUAUGAGAUAUAUUAAAGAAGAAUCGUUUAUCAAGUCAAUGUGUAGAAAAAUGGCCCCUCCUUUAGUCACUUUACUUUCAAGUCCUCCUGAAGUUCAAUAUAUUGCCUUACGUAAUAUUAGUCUUAUUCUUCAAAAACGCCCCGAAGUUUUGAGUAAUGAAAUUCGUGUAUUUUUCUGCAAAUACAACGACCCACCAUACGUUAAGUUAGAAAAGCUUGAAAUCAUGAUUAAAUUAUGUAAUGACAGAAACGUGGAUCAAUUGCUUAGCGAAUUGAAAGAGUAUGCCAAUGAAGUUGAUGUGGAUUUUGUCCGUAAAUCCGUCCAUGCUAUUGGUCGCUGUGCGAUUAAAAUUGAUGAAGCUGCCGAACGUUGCAUCAAUGUCUUAUUGGAUUUAAUUAAUACAGGUGUUAGUUACGUAGUUCAGGAAGCUGUGGUUGUUAUUAAGGACAUAUUCCGUAAAUAUCCCCAUAAAUACGAAGGUAUUAUUCCUACUUUAUGUGAAAACCUCGAGGCUUUGGAUGAGCCUGAGGCUAAGGGCUCAUUAAUUUGGAUUAUCGGAGAAUAUGCUGAGAGAAUUGAUAAUGCUGACGACCUUAUAAAUAUCUUUUUGGAGAACUUCAAAGAAGAAAACCCUCAAGUCCAACUACAACUCCUGACUGCAACGGUCAAAUUAUUUUUGAAAAAGCCUAAUGAGAAUCAAGAUUUAGUCCAACGUAUUUUACAAACUGCUACAACUGAAUGUGAUAACGCAGAUAUUCGUGACAGAGCUUAUGUUUACUGGAGACUGUUAUCAACUGAUCCACAGGCUGCCAAGGCUGUUGUUUUAUCUGAGAAGCCUCCUAUUGCCGGUGAGAAUGAUGGCGUUUCGCCAGCAUUACUUGAGACUUUAUUGUAUGAUAUCGGUACUCUGGCUUCUGUCUAUCAUAAGCCAGCUGAAACUUUUAUUGCAGGAAAGAAAUUCGGCGCAGAUAAUGUCAACAAGUCUACAGCAGAUCAUACUGAAGACGAUGAUAUAAAUGCACCUCCGCCUAUGAUUCAGGAAGCUAUCAAAAACAAUGACAUUGGAAACUUACUUGAUUUGGACUGGGACGCACCUACUGAAACACCGGCCUCUCCGAUCAUGGCAGAGCAUCAACAGCAAGGAUCAUUUAGCGAUUUACUGUCCGUUGGAAAUACUGAAUCAAAGGCCAGCCCAUCCCCUCGACCUAACAAUAACAAUAACAUUGACGAUAUUAUGAACUUAUUCAACGCACCCUCCAAUCCUGGUGUACAAACAUAUGUCUCCUCUCCUCAACAGCAACAACAUCAACAGCAAAAUCUUAUGAACGAUUUUACAAAUGACUUGUUUGGUUCAGCCCCUACGCAGUCUCCAGUUCAACAGCAAUCAACUCCUAGUAAAAAUACUUCAACAAAUGAUCCAUUUGCUGAUCUUUUCUAAUUUUUUUUUAUGAAAUAAACCUUAAACAUAUCUUCGUUUGGUGACACAUUUCACUUUAGAACGGGAAAAAACCCAUUAAAGCGUCUAAGUGACUAAUGCGUGCAUGAAUAAUCUAUGGAAAUAGUGUAUAGCACGAUAAAAAAAAUGAGGGAAAAGUGGGUUUACAUCCGUAUUUAUAAUAAUUGAACGCAAUAAAAAACUUCGUUGACGUUUUUUUUAUGCAAAGCUUAUUUGUAUUAUGAUUUUUAUAUUUGCGUAGAUGAUUUACGGAAUGAACAUUAGUGGCAUUUAUAUUUUAAAGAUAUAAUAUAGAUUUUUUUUUAUUUU